This is a messenger RNA of Anastrepha ludens (Mexican fruit fly), 1996 nucleotides long. RefSeq names its product inhibitor of growth protein 1 homolog. The coding region runs from base 972 to 1259 and encodes 95 amino acids. The transcript has 3 exons. The record is from RefSeq and is a predicted model, not a curated record. Lineage: Eukaryota; Metazoa; Arthropoda; Insecta; Diptera; Tephritidae.
AGCUGGUUGGUGAGCUAAGUAAGCUGGUGCGAUGUUUAGCAGCUUGCUGCUCUACGAUCAGUUCAAUGGUACACCUCGUGCGCGAUUGUAUAUAAUUUAGCGUGAGUGUUUGAAUAAACUACAGGAAGCAGUUUCGCGAAUUCAUUGUAUUGUAAAUUUUGUGAUUUUGUACAAUUUUUGUAAAAGAAAAACAUAGAAGUUUUAUUGUUUUGUUAACAAAAUAGUUGCCCUGGAAUGUACUAUACGUAUGUAUGUAUGUGUGUGUGCAGCUAUGACGGACAAAGUCAGAAAAUUAAAGCAGCGAACAAAGUAAAGCAUUGAUACGCAUAAUAAAAAAUAAUAGAAUAACCAAACUAGCAAAACUAAAUGGGUGGAAAAAAACGUGAAAUGAAAUAUAAAAUGUUUGAAACAAAUUUGGUUUGCAAAUGAUGGUGCGCAGACAGUGAAGAACUCAACAGAAAAUAAUUUUUUUAAUGCAACUAAUAAGCGUAAAAAGUACGUAAUACGCGCUCGUAACUUGUGAGCGUUCGUACGCUAAGUAAUUCCAGUUACUCAACAUCUACCCAUAGUGACGGACGGUGGUUCUAUUCAUACGGGUUAACUGCUAAACGGCAAACGCAAACAGCGCGAAUCGCAGUCUAUUCAGUGUCAAAACUCAUUGCAAGUGACAUACAAAUACACAUAGAAAACGUGCAAUUCAUACGUACAUACGAAAAACAAAAAAAAACUGUUCUUUCGAGCAUUCGCAUAUACAUAUGUAUGUAUGUGUGUACUACAAACGUGUCUAAUUAGUCCUCAACGAUAAGCUCGAUUAUUCAAUUAAAAUUUUUCGCUUUACUCGCACUCCACUUAACGCUUAUCGGCGGCGCGUCAAAACGUUUGCUUCAUUAAUUACUACUGCGGCUACUGCUGUUGCUAAAAAUAGUGUGGCGCAAAAACAACUCAAGCGUUAUUUAUUAAUAAAAGUUAAUAUGCCAGAUUUGUCGCAAGACGUUUUCGAAAUACAAAAUCCCAUCUCAUCAACGCCGUUGUCAACGCGAUCCUCAUCGUCCAAUAGUGUCGUCUCGCAAACAGCAGCAAACGGUAGCUGGAAUAUGAAUGGUAGUGGCGGCGAUGGCAGCGGUGGCAGCGGUGGCGGUGGCGGUGGCUCAGUUAGCACCCUAUCUGUGCCUGGCCAACAGCAGGAAGUGUUGCCUCACAAUGGCGCACAUGGGGAGAUGCCGCAUCAGGGCUACAAGCGUGAGUUGGAUCACAGGUGAGUUUGUAGUAAAAGGGAGAAGGGGGAGAAAAAACGAAAUUUGAAAGAUAAUAAAUAUACUGUGAAAUACGCUAUUACUUUUGUGGGUUCGAGUUUCUAAAAUUUGACAUAUAUAAUCCGUAUCUUCUUCUGCUUGAUUGGCGCGGUGACCGCUUAAGCGAUUUUGAAGGAGUUUUGCUAAUCGACAUCAAGUUGGACACACCAAGUGGAGCGCAAAGUCUUUCUCCAGCUGAUCUUUCAGAGAAGACAUCCGAGGAUUUACUUGCUUUUUCACUGGGGAGGAUUUAUAUGUGGCGGGUCUCAAACCCAGCGCACAACCAGAUAUACUGGGCUUUUUUGCCUUCUCGCAUUAGUUUGCUCCCAUACGGAAAGAUACCCAGAGGAUACAUGGUCGAAGUUGCUCGAAAGUUGUGAGCUGCUUGAGCCGUGUGCAGAGGAAUCGUCCCAGCGAAACUCCCAAGGGAAAGGCGAUCAAAGACUUUCCCCACUUGCGUGAAUUUCUACACACGGAACAAUCCUCCGUUAUUGUUUUUUAAAUCCAUAUUUAGAGCAAAAUAUGUACGUCAAUUGUACCCGCAUAAAAACUUCAUGACUUCUAUUUUGAUGAAAUUUUAUGAAGAUGCUCUACUAUACUAUAAAUUUUGCGAUUGGGGGCGGGUGGCAAAAUUAAGUGGCUGCCGUGAUGUAAAAACUUCAAUUUUUUGUGCAAGUAUUUUUUCUUCUAAUUGUUGUCGCUGC